CUCGCCGACAGUGGCCAAUAGGACAAGAACCGAGGUGCACAAAUGAGAGGAACUGUCGCAGUAAUCUUGCGCGCUUGAAACGCGUGGCGCCUUGUGUGUGGUGCAGAACUUUGUGCUCGACGAACGUGCGAUCAAGUGUUCCAUCCAACACAGCUGGCCUGCCCUUCCAAAGCUACUUCAGACCAUCUGCCGUCGCUCCUUAUGCUCGUCUGACCAGGCUCGCGCUUACUCCAUUUUCUGUCUCCGGAGCCCUUCCUCUGUUUACCCCACACUCGCCUCUACUCUCGAUAUUCCGCGGUCGACCAUGCACCAUCUCCGGGACAUUUUGCUCUUGCUCUUUGUUUUUGGCGGCCUGCGCGACGUGCUGUGCGCGCCGUCACAGGUCCCGCUCAGCGUCGCUGACGUCGCAGAAGCUACGAAACCCCGCAAGCUCCAUGGCCGGUUCUUGCACCUCACGGACGUUCAUCCGGAUCCACACUACCGUGAGGGCAUGUCCGAGAAAUCCGCGUGCCACAGGAAGAAGCCCAAGAAGAAACCGCGCUCUGGGCCGUUUGGGUAUACGUACGGGGAUUGCGACUCCCCGCUGCUGCUCACCAACUAUACGCUCGAUCACUUGGAGAAGAAGUGGGCGGACGAGGUCGAUUUCGUAAUUUGGACUGGGGACAGCGCAAGACACGACAAUGACCGCAAGCUUCCUCGAACGUUGAAGGAAAUAUAUGCUCUGAACCGUGCAAUGGCGAAGAGAAUGGAAGAGAUCUUCACAAGUAGAGGGAUACCAGUUAUCCCUAGCAUAGGCAAUAAUGACGUUUGGCCUCACAAUAUCAUGAUGCCAGGCCCUAACGAUGUUACGUCCGAGUUCUCUAGUAUCUGGAAAUCAUUUGUGCCAUUCCAUUCGUACCAGGUUUUCCAGCGGGGCGCCUAUUAUUCAGUCGAGGUCAUCCCCGACCAGCUGGCAGUCAUCAGUCUCAAUACGAUGUACCUCUUUGACUCGAAUUCAGCCGUGGGAGGCUGCGAAGCUAAGGAUCCAGAGGAUCCUGGGAACUUGCAGCUCGAUUGGAUGGAGGUUCAGCUUCAAUCGUUCCGAAGUCGUGGUAUGCAGGUGUGGAUCAGUGGGCACGUUCCGCCAUCCGCCCGUAACUUUCAUUCAGAAUGCCACCUUCGAUACGUCGAGUUGUCUCUACGGUACCAAGACACGGUUCUGGGGCACCUUUUCGGACACAUGAAUGUGGACCACUUCUUCUUCCUUGACGCUCGGACACUCGAGAGCGACGGCUCGAUGGAUGGUGGCAGCGCGCAUACCUCGGGCAAGCACAAGGAUCUGUACGCCACACUGCUGAAGGACUUCGACCACCUGUACAAGACAGAGAAAGACCUGGACUAUGACGGUAUCGCUGUUGUGAACGUCGCUCCGUCGGUCGUCCCGAGCCCGUACCUGCCUUCCUUUAGAAUAAUCUCCUACAACAUCACGGGUUCGCGAUAUGUACCUGGCCUUCUCGGCGAUAGUGACACCGGUUCCGGAGAUAAUCACCAGCAUUACCUUGGUGAUUUCAUGGAUCGGGAGAGGCUCUGCCAGGGCUCAAGUUCAUUCAAUGAAUCGUGGCGCUGCAGGCUUAACAGCCCGUGGCACUCGAGUCCCCACUCGCCGUCCCGAACGAAUAGACUUUUCACACCUCUAGGCUACGCACAGUACUACAUACCGAAUCUGACGGGCACGGAGGAGCAUCCACCAAAAUGGAAGCUCGAGUACCUGACAUUCGCGCCACAGGCCUUACAUCCGCCGGCCGCGGCGGAUGAGUUCGAGACGCAGAAGGAUUCAUUCGUCUACCCGAUCCCGCUGAAGCGGUUGCCCAAGAAGUUGCGGGAUGCGAACAUGACCUCGACCAAGUAUGCGCCGUAUUCGUUGCAGGACCUCACAAUUCCGUCGUGGACAGCGCUCGCCCGCUCGCUGGCCAAAGCGGGGAAGAGCUCGAAGCUUCGGCGGCGGUUCCGCAGCUACAUGUAUAUGGGGGCUGACGAAGAGUUGUAGGAGUAGACUGUUAUCGCACACGCUGUACCUGGCACUGUCAUUAAAUUAUUUGCACGCUUUU
This is a messenger RNA of Phanerochaete carnosa HHB-10118-sp, 2087 nucleotides long. RefSeq lists its product as uncharacterized. The record is from RefSeq and is a predicted model, not a curated record. NCBI's taxonomy places the organism in Eukaryota, Fungi, Basidiomycota, Agaricomycetes, Polyporales, Phanerochaetaceae. Bases 305 to 2026 code for a protein of 573 amino acids. The transcript is spliced from 16 exons. Gene Ontology annotation, cellular component: membrane; fungal-type vacuole. Gene Ontology annotation, molecular function: endopolyphosphatase activity; exopolyphosphatase activity. Gene Ontology annotation, biological process: polyphosphate catabolic process.